AUGUGGAGGAGGAGAAGACGAGGAACGACGAGGAGGAGGAAGGAGGAGACAAGACGAGACGAGACGAGACGAGACGAGGAAGAGGAAGAGGAAGAGGAAGACGAAGAGGAGAGAGCAACCCAAUACAACAAUACACAAUACAGCUCGGAUACAGCUAGUAUCCCGCCGCCUACUGAUUAG
This is a messenger RNA of Blastomyces gilchristii SLH14081, 180 nucleotides long. RefSeq lists its product as uncharacterized. The transcript has a single exon. The record is from RefSeq and is a predicted model, not a curated record. Lineage: Eukaryota; Fungi; Ascomycota; Eurotiomycetes; Onygenales; Ajellomycetaceae. Bases 1 to 180 code for a protein of 59 amino acids.